UGCAGCCGGUCGCUCCUGUCUCUGCAGCCAGAUCUGUACGGGGCUGCACGGUGGAAACCUCUGAUAGGGACCAGACGUCAUCUCAGGCGCAGGUGGCGGUGUCCUCUUCCGAGCCACGCGUUUUCUAUCGCCUCGUCGAGGCCACACAGGCGAAGUUCAGCGAACUCGGUGGCACGCUGAAAUGCAAAGGACCCGGCGGCGCUGAGAUCUUUGCAGGGUGAGGGUGACUCGCUCGCUGGCAGCAUGUCCGCGGAGCCGGUGAGGUUCGGGCGCAAGAGACCGGUUCCGAAGUCCCCGAACCCGCUGUUUCUCAAGUGGUUGACCGAGCUGAGAGACGUGGCCGCGGAGAAGGGGACGAAAAUGCAGUUCGUUUACCAGAAGGCGAUCAGCUCCCUGAAGAAGUACCCUCUUCCGCUGAAGAACGGGAGGGAAGCGAAGAUCCUGCAGAAUUUCGGAGACGGGAUCUGCAAAGUCCUGGAUGACAAGCUGGCUCAGUACUACGCAGAGAAUGGUCCGGACGCCCCGAUUCAUUCCCUUGACGAGGGGGACCCCCCAGCGCCCCCCCGCAAGCAGAGGAGGAGCAAGACCCCCCCGGGAGCCAGCAGGGGCUCCCUGUCCCCCGAGGGCCAGCCAGCGCUGGAGCCGGCCCCUUGCAAGAGGAGGGCUGGCAGUCAGAAGACGCGUGAGUACGUCCCUCAGAAGCGAUCGGGGGGGUACGCGGUGCUGGUGACUCUGUACCGGGACCACCAGAGAACCGGCAGCCGCGGGUUCAUGACCAAGGCAGAGUUGCAGCGCGAAGCCCAGCCCCUGUGUGACAAGUCCUUCACCGUGUCAGAUCCUGGCAGUAAGCACACGGCCUGGUCGUCUGUCAGCACUCUCAUUCAGAAGGACCUGCUCCUCAAAACCAACAGCCCUGCAAGGUACUCCCUGACUGAGAAGGGACUGGAGCUGGCGGAGAAGCUGGAGGGGAGAGGGACUGAGCAGGGGCAGCCAGGGGGGGCUCCAGCCUCACUCCCUGGUGUCCCGGAGAGCAAGGAGGGAGAGAUACUGGACCUCACUGGGGAGGAGGAGGAGGAGGAGGAAGAUCAUCUCCCAGAAGACAGGGACAAAUCCGGAGGAGGGGACCGGAGGAGGGGUGAGGGAGGCCGGGGCUCUGGUCCGGGAACCGUCCGGGAUGCAGCCGGUUCGCUGGCCUCGAGUGAGAGACCGCCUCCUGCCCGCGGACACGUCCCCGGUUUCGUUCUGACCCCCGGCACCUUUGACAUCGUGCUGUGUGUGGAUUUCAUCGAAACCACAGGGGGCUCCAGCGGCAGGAAGCAAGAGCUGGUGACGGAGCUGAAGAGGAACGGAGUGGACUUCGACGUCAGGAAACUCAACGUGGGGGACUUCCUGUGGACCGCCAGAGAGAGGGUCCGCCAUAUCCCAGGUCAGCUUCGCGCCCCCCAGGCCAGAGAACUGGUGCUGGAUUACAUCGUGGAGCGCAAGAGGAUGGACGACCUCUGUGGCAGCAUCAUCGACGGACGCUUCCGCGAGCAGAAGUUCCGUAUGAAGCGCUGUGGUCUGAAGAAGCCGAUCUAUCUGGUGGAGGAUUACGGCUCCACGCAGCACCUUAGUAUACCAGAGAGCACCCUACUGCAGGCUGUGGUGAACACACAGGUUGUCGACGGCUUCUUCGUGAAACGCACCAAAGAUGUGAGAGAGUCAGCUGCUUACCUCACUGUCAUGACCAGAUACCUUCAGAGCAUGUUCUUGAACAAGACCCUGCUGAGCUGCACCAAGGAGGAGGAGCCACUGUGUGACCGUGCCUUCAGCCCCGCCUCCAGCUCCUGCAUCCUCAUGAGCUUCGGGGAGUUCAACGAGGGCGCUGUGAAGAACAAGGCUCAGACGGUCCGGGAGCUCUUCGCUCGCCAACUCAUGCAGAUCAGCGGGAUCUCGGGAGACAAAGCAGCCGCCAUCCUGGGCAAAUACAGCACCCUGAGCAGCCUUCUGCAAGCUUAUGAAUUGUGUCCCACAGAAGAGGCCAGAGAGAAGCUGCUGUCUGGAAUCAAAUACGGGAAACUGCAGAGGAAUAUUGGACCUGCACUCAGUAAGACAGUCUGCCAGCUGUACUGCACUGUGGGAGCCCUGCGCUAGGACUGGUGGCAUUGAACUGAGGGUGGGGGGGGGCACUGCGGAGACCUGCCUCUCUCACAGAAUCACACCCCGGCGCAAAAUAACAGACCCGGGGCAGAGAUCAGGGAGGAACGUCGCUAUUUGAGAUCUUUUGUACAUUAAAAAAAAAUAUAUAUAUAUAUGUUUGUUGGUGUUGGGGGCAAAAAAUAAUGUUUUAAAGAAUUAAA
Molecule: messenger RNA, 2339 nt
Organism: Polyodon spathula (Mississippi paddlefish)
Lineage: Eukaryota; Metazoa; Chordata; Actinopteri; Acipenseriformes; Polyodontidae
Gene: mus81
Product: MUS81 structure-specific endonuclease subunit
Exons: 18
Coding region: 244-2133 (629 amino acids)
Biological process (GO): resolution of meiotic recombination intermediates; DNA catabolic process; mitotic intra-S DNA damage checkpoint signaling
Cellular component (GO): Holliday junction resolvase complex; nucleus
Molecular function (GO): crossover junction DNA endonuclease activity; 3'-flap endonuclease activity; DNA binding
Source: RefSeq, a predicted model, not a curated record